Betta splendens (Siamese fighting fish) is the source of this 2878-nucleotide messenger RNA. RefSeq names its product SLAIN motif family, member 1a (gene slain1a). Lineage: Eukaryota; Metazoa; Chordata; Actinopteri; Anabantiformes; Osphronemidae. The coding region runs from base 207 to 2099 and encodes 630 amino acids. Gene Ontology annotation, cellular component: microtubule plus-end. The transcript is spliced from 9 exons. Gene Ontology annotation, biological process: microtubule nucleation; cytoplasmic microtubule organization; positive regulation of microtubule polymerization. The record is from RefSeq and is a predicted model, not a curated record.
CCUCAGCGGUGGUGUGAUGGGAGUUAAGCUGCGAGCCGCUGACCAAUGAGAGGGAUGCUGUACAGUCACACCAGCCGCAGCGGCAUCAUUGUGAGCCUGCGUGUGUGUGCGUGUAGCCGCUCCGGACCGGGGGGAUCUGGACCCCGUCUCUGAACCGAGCAGGACCCUGUGCGGGCGCGCGGGCCUCUGCGUGCGCGUUCUCCCGCAUGGACGCAGAGGUGUCGAGCCCCCGGAGGAUGGCGGACGUGAACGGCAACAGUAAGAUCAGCAGCGCGGAGCUGGAGGUGAUCAAGCUCCAGGAGCUGGUGCGGAGGCUGGAGAAGCAGAACGAGCAGCUGCGGACGCGGGCGAACGCUGUAAACAACCGCGCCGCCGGCCCGCACCCCCAGACCCCGCUGGCGUGCGCGCGCGGCGCCGCCGUGGCUCCGGGGGACGGCUUCGCCCCGAAAUACGGCCUCGCGAGCCCGACGCGGUCGCAUCCGUGCGCCGCCGGAGUCCCGGGUUCGCCCGACGAGCCCAUCGCCUAUUUCCAGCCGAGCUCGGCGUCUCCCGACCUCGACGGGGAGGACGGCGACGACGCCGGAGCCGCGACUGUUCUGGAUGAGGUCGAGACGUUGGACUUGGACGCCGUGAUCUCCGUGGGAGAGGCUGAGAGCUGGCUCUACGUGAGCCCCAAGGCCCGGCUGCAGGGGCACAGCGUCCCCAGCGCUCUCCAGUGGUGCAGGCAGGUUCUGGACCACCCGGGGCCCGAGGUGGAGCUGGCCAAGAUGACCUUCUGCCACAGGCUGGACCAAGCCAAGCGGUGGCGAGGACUCUCCGCCCGCCCGUUCAGCUGCAUAGAGGGGCUCUCCACUCUCAGCUGCCCCGUCCCGCCUUACACUAAACCCGCUGCACUAACCGAGCCCCCAGCCCCGUUACCGUCAUCUGGCCAGUCCUUCCUCCAGUCGACCUUCCCGCUGAGGCCCAGCUGCAGCCUCGGCGACAGGGCGCCCACCUUUCUGUCCACCUCCGCUCUCCACAAUGCGGGUCGGCGCCACGCGACCAUCAGCCCCCAGUCUUCCCUGGACAGUGAGGUGGGCGUGUCAGAGCUGGAGGACGACUCCAUCUCUAUGAGCUACAAACUGCAGGACAUGACAGAUGUGGAGGUCAUGGCACGACUGCAGGAGGAAAGUCUCAGACAGGACUACGCCUCUACCUCAGCCACAGUCAGUCGGCGCAGCUCCACCUUCUCCUUGCACUCGCUCAGGCGCAGCGAGAUGGACCUGGAGGAGGAGGAUGAGGAGGACGAAGGCUACGACCAGCUUCCUCCGCCUCAGCCUCGGCUGUUCCGCACGGCGUCUAUGCAGCGGGGCGGCCUGCCCCAUUCGCACACCUUCUCCAGCAUGAGAGACUGCCGGAGCAGCCUGGCCGCCCCUCAGUUUUCCCUCAGCGGACUGCCUCCGAGCUCCGGGCCCUCUGGCGUCACCACGGAAACGUACGCGUCAUACAGGAACAGUGCAGACAAGCUACGGAGAAGCAUGCCCAACCUGAUCCAGACUCCCAGCAUGCCCAGUGCUCCCAGUAUUCCUUGUCUGGCCGUCUCUGUCAACCCACCUUCCCACGGCCCUUCCUCUUUGCCAAUGAUAUCCUCCCUGCGAAGCAGCCAGAGCUUUGACUCGUCCAAUGGGCUUGCACGUCUCCAGUCCUGCAUUCCGUCCCCCGGCCAGCUCCGUCAGCGUGUGCAAAGCGUGGGGAACUUCCCCACUAACACGCGGCAGCCGAUCAAAGCCACCGCCUACGUGAGCCCCACGGUCCAGCAGAGCCCGGCCCCCUCCCCUCUGUCCACCUCCACCAGCCUCCACUCCGUCCCCGGCAGCGCCGCGCUGCCGCAGCCCCUCAAACCCAGCAGCAGCUUCUUAUCACAGCCCCUCAAGGCCGGCGCCAACCAGCCGGCGGCCCCCCGCAGCUCCCUGCCCCGCCCGGCCUCCUUCAUAGGAACAACCGGGGUCCCGCGGGCAAGUAAGGUCGCCCAGGCCCCCCGCAGUUUGUUGACUCCACCGAAGAGCCUGGCUGCUCUGAGCGCCCUGAGGGACGGCAGCUGGAAAGAUGGCUGCUACUGAACCCAGGUCAGCGGGAGUUCAGCGAGUGCACUGAAUUGACUUUCUGCUGUCACGAAGGCCGAGUCUUGGGCUGUGGCCCAAGAGAAAGAGAGACUGUUAGCGUUUAUCUAAAGCACUACUCAGACUGAGGGCAGGAUGGGUCCAGCAGGCUGGAUCUCUAACCUACUAACUGCUGGAACACAGACUGAAAACAUAACAACCUGGCAAUAUUCUGGCACAUUAAUGUGAACUAGAUCUUGUUUGAUACGUGUUUUUGAUUUGUGAAUAGUUAAGGCUUUCCUUUAAACAAAUGUGAAUUACUCUCCAGCGGAAAUAAUAGAGAAAACAGUUGAUGCUAUGUACAUGCUUUAAAUGAUUUCAUGUGAUUAAUUCAUUUGGCACUUUUUAUUUUGGACCAGACUACGGUGUCAUAUAUGCAGUUGGACCUGAAAUUGGAAAGUUUGUUCAUCCUGUGCCUGUUAAGAAGUGUGAAACAUGUUACUUAUAUUUAUUGGCUGGACAUUUCAGCACUUAUCAUCAGAAUUAUGAUUAACACAUCAAAAUAAAUGACCUUUGUUUUUAGUAAGUUAUGACAGUUGUCAAUGUAAAUGCACACAUUUUAUUAUUUGACUUGUAUCUUUGCAUUAUUGUUUACAUGGCACUUAAUCUUUUUAACGUUCUUUGGUAAACAUUAUCAAUGCAAUGAUAUUGCACAUAAAGCUCUAAUGCUUUUUACUGUUGACAAGGAUUUGAGGCGGAAGUGAAUUUUUAAAGUGAAAAAUAAAAGCCUUUGAAAUAUG